Messenger RNA from Quercus lobata, 794 nucleotides. RefSeq names its product TVP38/TMEM64 family membrane protein slr0305-like. The transcript has 5 exons. The coding region runs from base 312 to 779 and encodes 155 amino acids. Gene Ontology annotation, cellular component: membrane. The record is from RefSeq and is a predicted model, not a curated record. Lineage: Eukaryota; Viridiplantae; Streptophyta; Magnoliopsida; Fagales; Fagaceae.
AUAUAUAUCUGUGAGUCAGAGACGCAAAGACUGAGAGACAGAACGAACAUUUUUGUUUGAGGCCUCGCAUCGCAUUAUUGUUGUUGUUACUUGGAAAAUUGAUAACAUUAAAGCCAAAUUAUCCAAAUCUACUGUGCAAUUUUUUUGGAUUUUUUCCGAGUGUUACAAAAAAAAUCUCAAACAAAACCAAAUAAAAGGUGAAAAAUCUGGCAAACCUUGGUGGAUUGAGGGCUCGCUUGUCGCUGAAGCAAGCAAUCUCCGACUACAGCGUUGACGACGAGGAGUGUAGGCCUUGGCGUCGCAGGCUUUUCAUGGCGUUCACAUGGGGUUCAGCGCUCAGGAUCACACUUAUCUUACUCCUCUUCGCUGCGGUGGUCACCGCUUGUUUCACUUUCCCCAUUGAAAAGAUUCUGAAGAACUUCUUAUUAUGGGUUGAGCAGGAUCUUGGACCUUGGGGUCCACUUGUGCUGGCUGUUGCAUACAUUCCCCUGACAGUCUUGGCAGUUCCAGCAUCAGUACUAACUCUCGGUGGUGGUUAUCUUUUUGGGCUGCCCGUGGGCUUUGUGGCUGACUCGAUUGGUGCCAGUAUUGGUGCAGGGGCUGCAUUUCUUCUUGGAAGAACAAUUGGAAGAUCAUUUGUUAUUUCCAAGUUGAAGGAUUAUCCACAGUUUCGGUCAAUUGCGAUUGCAAUUCAUGGUUCUGGAUUCAAGGUUUGUAAAAUUCAUAUUUCUCUUAGAACUGAUUUUUGUUUCUUAUAUACAGGAAAACAUAAAAAAUAAAAAUGAGAUAAGUAU